Messenger RNA from Phodopus roborovskii (desert hamster), 11409 nucleotides. RefSeq names its product xin actin binding repeat containing 2 (gene Xirp2). The coding region runs from base 22 to 11409 and encodes 3795 amino acids. Gene Ontology annotation, cellular component: focal adhesion; stress fiber. The record is from RefSeq and is a predicted model, not a curated record. Lineage: Eukaryota; Metazoa; Chordata; Mammalia; Rodentia; Cricetidae. The transcript is spliced from 8 exons. Gene Ontology annotation, biological process: actin filament organization; actin cytoskeleton organization. Gene Ontology annotation, molecular function: actin filament binding.
GCACUCUCCCUGAAAGAGCGGAUGGCAAGGUACCAGGAAGCUGUUUCCAAGGGUGACACCCGCAGCUUCUCAGCUAAUGUCAUGGAAGAAUCAGAAGUGUUCACAGUGCCUGGUGGUUUAGCCAAGAUGAAGAAACAAUUUGAAAAGGAUGAAAUGACUUCAACCUGUAAUGCAUUUUCUGAGUAUCAAUACCAACACCAAAGCAGAUAUGAACAGGAAGCAAUCCACAGCAAUCAAGAAAUGACAAGGAACGAUCAAGAAGUUUCUAAAGUUCAUGGAACUGAUGUCUUCAAAACAGAAAUGAUGUCACAUCUUGAAGAACAAACUGAGGAAGUAAACCAAGCUUCACAGUUUCAUCAAUAUGUUCAAGAAACAGUCAUUGAUACACCUGAGGAUGAAGAGAUUCCUAAAGUUUCCACUAAGAUUUUAAAAGAGCAAUUUGAAAAGUCGGCCCAAGAAAAGUUUCUCUAUACUGACAAAGAAACAGCUCCAUCCAGGUGUAUAAAGAUGGAAAAUGACAGUAAAGAAUCCUUAAAGCCAUCAUCAGCUAUGGGUACCUGUUCUUCUUACACUUCAGCUAGCCAGAAGAAGGAAACCUCAAGCUCGAGUUAUAGUAAUCACAGUGUCACUUCAACAGUCCUGGCACAAGUUAAUGGCAAUCCUUCAAGAAAAAUGGAAGAAUUUCCUCCUCCUCCACCUGAUAUACUUCAAACACCAAUGGAUGUGACAGCAUUUUCCCAGUCCCCUGAAUUCCCCAGCCCUCCUAGAGGACUACCAAUCCCCAAGGAUUUAUAUUCCAAACAAAGAAAUUUGUAUGAACUAAACCGUUUAUAUAGACAUAUCCAUCCUGAGUUAAGAAAAAACUUAGAAAAAGAUUACAUCAGUGAAGUCUCUGAAAUUGUUUCUAGCCAGGUAAAUUCAGGAAACUCAGUUUCAGCAGAUGUACAACAAACUCGGUAUAUUUUUGAAAACAAAAAUGACAGUUCUGAGAAAGAUCUGAACUCAGAAAGAGAAAACCUGGAAUGGGAUGAAAUUCUGAAAGGAGAGGUGCAGUCAAUGAGAUGGAUUUUUGAGAAUCAACCAUUAGAUUCUAUCAACAAUGGUUCUACAGAUAAAGGGUUCACUUCCAAGGGCAUUGAUGACCAAGAACUUAUUGCCGGGGGUGACGUGAAGUAUACUAGUUGGAUGUUUGAAACUCAGCCAAUAGAUGCACUGGGGACUCCUUCCCUUGACAAUGAAGGAAACACAGAGAAAAUUCCUGAGCUAGCUAGAGGAGAUGUUGGCACAGCAAGAUGGAUGUUUGAAACAAGGUCUUUAGACUCAAUGAACAAAAUGCAUGAAAUUCAAGAAGACACAGCAUAUGCUACUAUAAAUGAUAUAACUGGGGGAGAUGUCAAGACUGUGAGAUACAUGUUUGAAACUCAACACCUGGAUCAACUUGGACAUCUUCACUCUGUGGAUGAAGUUAACUUAUUACAACUCAGGUCUGAACUCAAAGAAAUUAAAGGAAAUGUUAAAAGAAGCAUUAAGUGUUUUGAAACUCAACCACUGUAUGUCAUCAGAGAUGGUUCAGGCCAAAUCCUAGAAAUUAAAACUGUGCAGAGAGAAGACAUCAUAAAAGGAGAUGUGAGAACAGCACGUUGGAUGUUUGAAACACAGCCUUUGGACAUAAUUAACAAAGAUAUCACAGAAAUUAAAGUUGUUCGGGGACUAUCCAUGGAAGAAAAUGUCAAAGGUGGGGUGAGUAGAGCAAAGUGGUUAUUUGAAACUCAACCCCUGGAGAAAAUCAAAGAAGACUCAGAUGAGGCUGUCCUUACAAAAGAAGCAAUCAUAGGUACAGAUGUUUCUAAGAAGUGUUGGAUGUUUGAAACACAGCCAUUAGACAUUCUAAAAGAAGUUCCUGAUGCAGAUACUGUAUCACUUGAAGAAAGAAUAGGAGGUGAUGUAAAAACCACCAAACAUCUAUUUGAAACACUUCCAAUAGAAGCUUUGAAAGACAGUCCUGAUGUAGGAAAGCUUCAAAAAAUCACAGCCUCUGAAGAAGAAAAAGGAGAUGUUAUGCACCAAAAAUGGGUAUUUGAAACUCAACCUUUAGAAGACAUUAGAGAGGAUAAGAAAGAGUAUACAAGGACAGUAAGGCUAGAAGCAGUUGACAGAGGUUAUGUAAAGAAGUAUACACAUAUUUUUGAAACCAAUAAUUUAAUUCAGGUUGAUGCAUCACAUCAAAUUGAGGUAGAAGGAGUCACCAGAGGCAUUGUGGAGUUAAAUAAAUCUCUCUUUGAGACAACCCCACUGUAUGCUAUUCAAGACCAUCUUGGAAAAUACCACCAAGUAAAGACAGUCCAGCAAGAAGAAAUCCUAACAGGAGAUGUAAGAAGUUGUAGAUGGCUUUUUGAAACAAGGCCUAUUGAUAAAUUUGAUGAAAACCUUCAUAAAUUUCAGAUAAUUAGAGGAAUAUCGGCUGAAGAAAUACAAGCAGGGAGUGUCAAAUCUGCUAGGUGGUUGUUUGAAACUCAACCUCUUGAUUCAAUUAAAUAUUUUAGCAAUGAGGAAGAAACUGAAAGCAAUACUGAACAAACUACAGAUAUUGUUAAAGGGGAUGUCAAAACUUGUAAAUGGCUAUUUGAGACCCAGCCAAUGGAGUGUCUUUAUGAACACGUUUCCUUGAAGACAAACACCGAAGAUAUCUGUAAGGGUGAUGUGAGAAGCUGCACGAGGCUUUUUGAAACUCAGCCACUUGAUACUAUAAAAGAAGACUCUGAAGCAACAGUCAAACUGCAAACUGUAAAGCAGGAAGAGAUACAAGGUGGGGAUGUUCGGACAGCAUGUUUUCUUUUUGAGACAAAAGAUCUGGACAAAAUACAGGGGAAUGAUGGUAAAGAAAAUAAGCCUGUGGAAAUGGAUAUACAAGCUGGAGAUGUCUCUGGCAUGAAGUAUAAGUUUGAAAGUCAGUCCUUAGAUUCUAUCAGUUGCAGUUCAGAGGAUGUGUUGAAUAAGAUCAAAACUCUAAAAACUGAAGACAUUCAGAAAGGCAAUGUGUUAAAUUGCAAGUGGCUAUUUGAAAAUCAACCCAUUGAUAUGAUAAAAGAAAAUCAAGAAGGUGAUGGAUUGGUUAAGACAGUGACAGACAUCCAAGGUGGAAAUGUGAGAAAGAGGUGCUUCAUUUUUGAGACAUUUUCUUUGGAUAAGAUUAAAGAAGAAUCUGAUGGCAUCAGUAUUAGGAAAACAGAUACUGAAGAAGUAAUGAGAGGUGAUGUAAAAAGCUACAGAAUGCUCUUUGAAACACAGCCACUCUAUGCAAUUCGAGAUCAAGAAGGGUUUUAUCAUGAAGUGACAACAGUUAAAAGAGAAGAAGUAAUUCAUGGAGAUGUACGAGGAACAAGGUGGCUCUUUGAAACAAAACCAUUGGACUCAAUUAAUGAAUCAGAAGAUGUAUAUGUUAUUAAAUCUGUUACCCAAGAAGACAUUCAGAAGGGGGAUGUGAGUUCUGUCAGAUACAGAUUUGAAACUCAACCCCUCGAUCAGAUUUCAGAUGAAUCACAUAAUGUUUUGCAGUCUGAUGACAAUAUUCAAGGAGGCAAUGUAAAGAUGAGUAAACAGUUCUUUGAGUCUGAAAAUGGUGACAAGAGAAAUUAUAUAAGAACAGUAAGUGUCAAAGAAAUACAAAAGGGCAAUGUGAAGACUUCUACCUGGCUCUUCGAAACUCACAGUAUAGAUCAGCUGGGAGAAGGGUCUGGAUAUGGAAAUAUCAAGACUGUCACCCAGGAAGUGGUACAGAAAGGUUGUGUAAAGAAUGCAGUGUGGCUUUUUGAAAAUCAAGAAUUGGAUUCUUUUAAGGAAGUAGAUGAAAGUGAUGCAAAAGUGACCAAAGAAGAAUUUCCUCCAUCAGAUGUCAAAACAACAACAUGGCUCUUUGAAACAACACCUAUUCAUGAAUUUAAUGAAUCUAAAGUAGAAAAGGUAGAAAUAAUUGGCAAGAGCAUUAAAGAAACCUUGAAAGACCUCUACUCUCAAAGAGUUAUUGAAGCUCCUGGAAUUAUCAUUGAAGCUGAUGAAGUUGGAGAUGUUCGAAUGGCAAAAUAUAAGCUCAUGAACCAAACAACUCCUGAGAUACAGAAAGAAGAUGUUAUCAAGGCUAAUCUCAGAAGCAUAAUGAUGAAUUUACUUUCCCAAAGAGACUGUACAAAGAAGGAGAUACUUGUCAGUGAAGAGGAGAAGGGGAAUGUCAAUUUGACUAAAACUCAAUUAUUAAACAGACCGACUGGAUUUCAUGCUGAAAAGGAAGAGAUAGUGAGAGGGGAUGUAAAACAAGCAAUAACAAAGCUGUUCUCAGAGGAAAGAUAUGCAAAGAAAGGCAUCCUAAUUCAGGAAGAUGAAAAAGGAGAUAUUAACAUGACUAUCUAUUGUCUUCUUCAUGAAAAUGCUGGUGACAAGGCUGAGCGUGAAGACAUAAUAGGGGGUGAUGUGAGACGCACCAUUCAUAACCUGUUAUCUUCUACAUCAAAUGGCAAAAUACCUGAAAAGACAAAAAUUGAUGCCUCAGAGAGGGGAAACGUUCAGUUCUUCAAAACAUGCAUAGAAACUGGAGCCUUGAAUUACCUCAAACAACUCCAAAUAGGGACAAAUGAAACUCUUACAACUAGGAAACAAGGAGAGGAAGAAGUAAUUGGUGAUGAUGUUGAGAGCACAAGACUGUUACAAAAGAAAAGACAAUUGCUGUUUGACCGUACUAUUAAUGAAAGUGAAAUCAUCCCAGGAGAUGUGAGGAAUACAGUUAAAGUCCUCACUAAAGGGCCUCAGAGUCCAUCUUAUAAGACACAGAAAGAAGAGGUUAUAAAGGGUGGCAUGAAAUCAACCCUAAACUCUCUCAAUCAGGCCAUGAAUCAGAAAACAGUGACUAAAACAGCAGAAAUUAUGAAAGGUGGCAGGCUGGCCCCAAGGGAGUCACUUAAGGAGUCAGACAACAGACAGAAAGAAUCUAAACAAUCUGGUGGCAUCCCCAGUGAUCUUGAGCGAGCUAUUGAGUGCCUUGAGAAGGCUACAAAUACAAGGACUGAAAUAUUGAAAAAGGAGCUGAUACUAGAUGAUCUUGAAACAUCAUUGAGGUCUUUGAAAGAAGCACAAUGGGGUUUCAAAGAUGUUGAUGAAGCAGGAAUAAUAAAAGAAGAUGCACUACCUGGGAUAGAGGGAUUUUCAGCCAAACAAAAGAUAGGGAGUCAUCCAGCAGCUCUCCAAGGAGACAAGAAAAGUCUUCUUCAACCAAUGCCAGGACCAUUUGAGCCUGCCACCAAGCAGGAAAUAGGGCCGGGCACUCUCCAUGAAACUACCCAGAAGUCUUUAACAGAGGAAAGAUCUGAGGUUAAUCUUCUCAGAGCCCCUAAGGGUACAGUAAAGAUUGUCAUUGAUCGUGAACAAAAUAAUGAUGCUCUUGAGAAAAGUCUUAGGAGGAUGUUUAAUUCAGAACACAGAGCUAUGAAAAACAGCUUAGACAUGGGUGAGAGAAUUGACAUGUGGACUGAAAGCAAAGAAAAUCUGUGUUAUGGCAAUGAUAUGAGCAAACAACUAAGUGAAACCAUGUCAAUGAAGGAAAAUCUAAAAACCAAGGUUUCAGAGAAUGUGAGAGAAUCAAAGGAUAUCUGUAACUUCACCCGGUCUGUGGAUAAUACAUUUAGAAAGCAGUUUCAAACUUGUGAACCAGAGAAUGACUACCGGAAGUCUCAGAUCCAGGAUUCCUAUGGGAAUAAUCAAAAUAGUAAGAAAAAUAUGAGUAUAUCAUCAGUGGUGCAAAGUUGUACACCAAAUCCCACCCAGCAUCUCAUCAAACAGACAACUGGAGAAAUGCAUGGGACAACAAGGGACUUUCAGAAUCAAGCCUUGCUAAGUCAGGUAACAUGGUAUUGUGAUAAAGAUAUGAAGAAAAAUGACAUUAGCCUUCAACCUUUGCCUGUAGAUAAGGAUGUACAAAAUGUAACAGGAGUAAGAGUCUCUGGAAGAAGCCACAAAAAAUUUCAGGCAACUGACAAAAAACAGAAAAAUGAUGUUUGUCUAGAAAACCAGGACUUUCUAAUGAAGACAAAUACUUCCAAAGACUUGAAAAUGGCAAUGGAGAAGUCCCUUAAUCCAAUCAACUUUCAACCUGAGUAUAAUGUAAAAGAAAAUGAGGACUCCCUUCCACCUCCAUCUCCCCCUCCUCUGCCUUCCAAUGCAUCAUCCGAAAUUGAAUUUCCUCUCCCCCCUCCACCACCAUUAAUGCUGUUGUCUGAAAAAAACGAGUUUCCUCCCUCCCCAUCAACAGAGAAGACAAGGACUGAAUUCGAAGGCCUCCCUCUUCCUCCACCACCAGUAGAUGAGAAAUCUGAAAGAGGAUGUCUGUCAGCAUCCCUACCUCUUCCACCUCCUCCAAAAACAUAUCCAGCAGCACAUCUUCUUUCCUCCUCUGUCCUAGAAAAUUAUAGUGAAGCCUUCAUACAAGAAAAUUUCCAAAAAGAAGUCUCAGGCACUCAGCAGAUUCACUCACAGGCUAAAACCCUAACAGUAAAAUCACCACCUCCUACACUCCCCAAACCCAAACUUCCCAAGAGCAUUAAAGAUCAAAUGAGCCAGGAGUCCCCAAAGGGCAAAUUGGGGAGAUCUCUGUCAGACAUGGAAAUUAAAUCCACCUGCUCCAAGGAUCAGAAAAGAUCAGUAGUGGCAAUAAGCUGUGAGAACACAGAGACAAAGCAGGAACUACUCAGAAAAAGUCUUGAUGAAAGAAAACAGCUGUCCAAAAACUCAGCAAACUCUCUGUCUCAGAGAAUUCCAGAAAUCCCAGCCCCUAAGGAAAAACAGCUAGCACCCCUUGUUAAAUCUCACUCAGUUCCAUCAGGCUCAGUACAACAAAGUCCAAAGCCUUACGUGAGAAAAUUUAAGACACCUUUAAUGAUUGCUGAAGAAAAAUACAGACAACAAAGGGAAGAGUUUGAGAAACAGAGACAAGAGAAGUCUUGCCACAGUAUUGUUAAAACAGAAACCUACCGUCAAAACAUAUCAGAGAAGGAGAAAAGAAUAGAGUCACAAAAAGGGACUGAGGCAGUUCCCAUACCCAGAAAGGAUUUGGACUUGACUAGGAUACAACCCAGCCUGGACUCUAAGAAAGAGGCUGUGCUUGCAGGAAUGAGAGCUGACAGCGAGGUCUCCACAGCUUCUACAUUGACAGUUGAUACUGAGAGGCUCCACCACUUUCUAGCAGCAUCGGAAGAUAAAUGUACCAUGAAAAAGGAAGGCAUACAAAGCUUAAAGGAUAUUCUACAGUGGAAAUCAGCUUGUGAAACUAGCCAGAGUCACAAAGAGUGUAAGACACAACAAACACCUGAGCAGCAUAUGGAGAACUUGCCCUUUCCCCAAAGCAUAUCAACUUUCCCAAGUUUCAAAGCGAAGACCAUCAAGCUUCCAAAUCUAGAUCGUUCACUGACUGAACCAGAUCUCAGUUCUGAAAGUCACAAAAAGCAAUCUGAAGUUCAUGUUCAAACCACUGCUACACAUAUGAAUCAGGAAAUCAAGAAAACCCCAGAUAGGACACAUUGUGAUAAUAAGCAAUCUGUGCCUGAAAAAUCUUUUCAAUUACCUAAAACAGAGAAAAGGGUGACAAUACAAAUGCCUCAAGAAUCCUCAGAGAAACAUCAUAAGAGUAAGCUCAAAGCAGUUCCCAAGAAGCAGAGGGGGUUUGGGGAGUUUGGCAGAGGGAAUGUCCCAGGGAGUGAAGAAAGCAACCAGGACUCAUGGAUGAGCUGUUCAAAAGAAGACAGAUUAAUAGUUGAGAGAAAGCAAGAACAUCUGCAGGACCAGAAAGUACCAACGUUGGCCCAACAAAAGAUUAUCAAUGCAUGUCUGGACUCACAGAUUCAGAAUUUUCAGCAAACACAAAUACAAACUUCUGAAAGUAGAGUUGAGAAUAAAAAAUUGCCCCAGCCACAUAAUGAUGUGCCAGACAAGGGCAAACAACAGAGACAUGUCUUUUCUGACACUGAAGAUUCAAAACAAGAGAUUACACAGAAUGAAUCUCCAUUUUCCUCUAUGAAAGAAUCCCAGCAUGACAAUGGAAAAUGUGCCAUAAAUAUAUUGGAAUUCUCGAGAAAACGUGAAGAACUGCAGCACUUUUUGUCUAGAGUAAAACAGUUUGAAGCAGAAUCAGAUAAAAACGGGCUUGAAACAUUUCAGACACUGCUAAAUAUUGUUCCAGUGUGGCUGAUAAGUGAAGAAAAACGAGAAUAUGGAGCUCAUGUUGCCAUGGAGAAUAAUUUAGAAAAAGUCAAAGAAGAAAUAACACAUAUUAAAACUCAAGCAGAGGAUAUGCUUGUGCACUGUGAACAUAUAAUUCAAACAGCCAUGAUGGCCUCCCCAACAGGGAAGCAGAGAGAUAAGCCUACCCAUCUUAAUGAAAUGUCAUUGAAAGUGUCUAAUGUUAAUGUCAACUCUAAUAAAUGCACUGAACAGAAAGAAAAUAAAGUUGUGGAAAAACAGUUAUCACAGCACCAAGUAACAAUGAUGCAUAAUCCUGCUAAAACACAUCAGGAGAUUAAGAGAGAAGAUAAUAAGAUUGCUCCUUCCUCUUUGAAAACUCGACCACCAUCACCAACUUUCAUUACAAUAGAGUCCACUGCCCGACGAGCAGAAACCUCCACGAAGAGUGAGCUUUCUCAAUCCCCUAAAAAGAUCAGUUGUACUGAACCUCCACCCAGAACAUCUACAGAGCAAACAUCUGGACUUCACAGAACAUGCACCUCCCCAUCCCCACCAAGGAGUCGCUCAGAACAACUUGUUAGACUCAAAGACACCACUGCCAGGUUAGCCAAAGGUACCAUCCCAUGUUCACCAGGGACCCCAGUUCCAAUUGUAGAGAAGAGAUCUCAAGUUGUCAUGUCUCCAGCCACACUCCGCAGGCAAAUUAAGAUAGAAAGUCAUGCCAGGGACUCUCCACCCACCAUCACAAUACCUGUAAGUGUAAACCAUGCCAUUAGUGGUUCCUUCCAAGAAUCUUUAGAAGCCCAAGACACAAUGAGGAAAAUAGAGAAAAAGGGGUCUUAUGUUCAUAAAGAUGAGCUGAGUUCAUUCAACAACACAAUGCCAGAAACUGAAAGCUAUGAUGCAGUUGAGAUCAUCCGCAAGGUAGAAGGGCCUCGCCUAUCAGAACACACAGAGAGAUUUGAAGCAACCAAUCAAACAGUUCAAAUGGCUGAACAUUUUCUGAAUGGCCAUGAAAAUGAAAUAAACAGAUGGUUUAGGGAUUUUGAGAACAACCCAGACUUUAGAGCAAAGACAGAUAGAAGAUUUUAUGCAAAUGGUGAAAUAAACCACAAUGUGAAACAAGAGAGUCACACGUUUUGUAAGGAGGGAUUUGGACUAGCAUCUUCUGGAAAUGCUAAUUUUACAGGCAUUUCAUACAGACAUCCUAGAGAACACCAAGAAAAAGUUCCUGCAAUGCAGCCCAGGGUUCACUCUGAAGCAAGGUCUAUGAGUGAGCAUUUCUUAGGGGUGGACACAUUUGAUAGUCGGAUUAUUGGGUCAAAGGUAGCAACUUCAACAUCAUGCACCUCAGAAGGUGGCAGAUCCGGCUUGGACUUCAAGCAUGCCCCACCAACCUAUGAAGAUGUGAUUGCUGGCCAUAUCCUAGAUCUUACCGAUUCACCUAGAAAUCUCAGAAGAGAUUUUCAGAAGACAUGGCAGGAGAGUGAAAGAGUUUUUAGUCGCAUGGGAUAUGAAACCUCAGAUGCACAAGCCACUGAAAUGAGCAGAGUCUUCCAGGAGGAAUCUUCCUUUAAAAGUGACAAGGAAAUCUGCAUAAUUUGUCAAAAGACAGUUUAUCCAAUGGAGUGCCUCAUAGCAGACAAGCAGAAUUUUCAUAAAUCGUGUUUCAGAUGCCAUCAUUGCAGCGGUAAACUGAGUUUGGGAAAUUAUGCAUCACUUUAUGGACAAAUAUACUGCAAGCCUCACUUUAAACAACUUUUUAAGUCUAAAGGAAAUUAUGAUGAAGGUUUUGGACACAAACAGCAUAAAGAUCGAUGGAAUUGCAAAAAUCAAAGCAGCGUAGUUGACUUAAUUCCCAAUGAAGAACUCAAUGUGUGUGAAAACCCUGUAACAGAUACCCUUUUGUUUGGGGAUCUUACUAGACAUGCAGAUGUUUGUUACAGCGAUUGGCAGAACAAUGAUUUGAGAAAAUGGAGAGAGAGGGGGAAAUUAAAAAUUGUUUGGCCUCCUUCCCAGGAGAUGCCUAAGAAAAACUUUCCCCCUGAUGAAGAAUUCAAAGUGACUAAACCUAAAUGGCCGCCUCAAGUGACAAUCCCUGUUUCCUUGGAAUGUAAAAGGGAGUCACUACCAGAACAUGUGAAAAGUUUGGGAAAUCAAGAGCAAGACAGCUUCCCUGUCCUACCACCAUGUCAACAUGUGUGUCAGAAAGGGGACAUCGUGGGAGUCACAGACAUGAAAGUGUAUGAAACAAGAAAGGAUGAGAAAGAAGGAAAGAGAAAUGAGCAGGAUAAGAUGAAUGAAGCAGAGUGCGUAGCUAGUAAGAGAAAAAGUGGGAUGGAACUUAAUGGCAACGCUGUAUAUGUGCAGAGUGAUGGAAAGCGAAAUAGUGGACAUGCCAAUGAACUUGACUGCACAGACAUUCUACAAGUCACAAGCACUGGCGAUGAGGUGGGCCCAGAGAACCACAGAGAGAACUUCAACAACAAUAACAAUAACAAUUCAGCAGGUGUCUGCUCUAUGAAUAGUGGCAGACAGGGGAUGUCCAUUUUAGAAUGUCCUCAGCUAUUACAGAUAGCCAGUGAGGCAAACCCCUACCCAAGUGAAAUCCAAAUCAAAAAGCUGAAACAUGCAUCCAGGAUCUCAGAGUUACUUGGUGUAUUUGAAUCUGAAAAGUUGUCCUCUAAAAAUGUCCUAGCCAUGGCUCUGGAGAAAAAAGCUGACAGAGUGACUGCGGGCAGUCCUGUGCAGUUCACUCUGGAGCCAGUCUUCCAGCAGGGCUUAGCAGAUAAAGGGGAAAGCUGUGCAGCCUUUCCAGAUGCAAACCUCUUACACAUUAAAGAAAACCAUGACAACAGCAAAAAAGUGCACCUUCUCUUUUCUAACACUGUGAAAAUUCCCUCCUUUUCUAAGAAACACAACAUCCUUGCAUGUGAUUUCAUAGAUUCUGUUGAUCAACUUAAAAAUAUGUCAUGCUUAUAUCUGAGAGAACUUGGAAAAGACAUCAAAUGCUGGCCUGAUGAAACCGCAGGGGCAGCUUGGAGUGGUGGGAAAAUGGGUUUUGAUGCCCCAAGCCAAGGACGUGCAGCUAAGCCUGUGUUUCCUGGAGCGCGAUGCCAGGCAGAGCAUCUCACUGUGGAAGAGCAGAUUAAAAGGGACCGGUGCUACAGUGACAGUGACGCCGACUGA